Messenger RNA from Pantherophis guttatus, 2032 nucleotides. NCBI's taxonomy places the organism in Eukaryota, Metazoa, Chordata, Lepidosauria, Squamata, Colubridae. The record is from RefSeq and is a predicted model, not a curated record.
CCAAGACUGAGCAUCAGUGUUCCAACUGUAACAGUCCGUGGGUUGCUCUUCUGUCAAGCCUAGAUUGCCUGAAGCAGGUCAUUGAGGAUGGCCAGUAAGCAAGGGUACAGUUGUCUCUCAGAUGGCUCUCUGGAUAUUCCAAUAUCUAGCCCUGAAGGCACCCCGAGUCUCAGUCCUCAUAGUCCAGGACUGUGUCUUAUAUCUCCUCCAAUUGCAGAAUCUCACUGGCUGAGCAAUGCUCAACCACAGCCUGACACUCCAUCAGAAAUGAACAUCACUUUAGAAAAGUUGCUUGCUCCAAUAACUGAAAAAUUGAAAUAUUUGCUGAAGAAAGCAGAGGACUUCCAGACUUACCUUCUAUACAGCAGAGACAGAAUGCAGAAGGAACAGUUUGCCAAAGCCAUGCCCACCUUUUUGCAGAUGUGCCAGCCAUAUUUCCACUAUUUGGAAUCAACAGCACGCAGCUGCACACCUUAUUUAAGACCUCCACAGGAGCCAGUCCGGAAAAGACUUCUGGAAAUUUCUCAGCAAUUGGCUUGCCAGCUUGAGCAACUGGUGCUGAUGUACGCUUCCUUCAGCUUUGUUUCUCUUGAAGACACAGACCCAUUCAGUGUAUCAUGUUUCUUCUGUGGGAAAUUUUGGAUGAAUGAGACUCGGCAAGUUUCCAUCUUUCGAUACUGCAUCUCAGCACCAUACACAGCUGCUCAUAUUCCCCACAAUCUUUAUAAGAAGAUGCGCUGGAAUCUGGACAUCUUGGAGGGGUCUGCUGCUCGGAAUCAAACACUCCGGACAGAAUACUACUUCCUAUGCUUCCGUGAUACAGGAGAUGAAACAACUGUGAAAAUGCAGAAGCUUUGGUCCAUAGGACGCUGGGUGCCUAUAGAUCCUGACAAUGAACACAGUUCUGAUGUGCUAUCCUGGGUGUUGUGUCACCAACCCACAGGUGAUUACCAGCAGCUCCUAACAAUUGGAUUUGAGGAACCUUCUCACACCUUAGCUACAGACCUCUUAGUGCAGAUGCUAAAUGCUCAGAGUUCUGGUCUUCUUAAUCGUGAAUCAUCCUGCUGGAUGGGCCCAGGAGAACAGGUGCAGUAAAAUGUACAUCACUUUCGUGUAUACCACAAUGUGUAAUUCAUGUAUACGCUUGCUGCACAACAUCACCAGGACUGCACCAUCAGCAUCACCAAUAGCACAUUAUCAAGAGCACUAUUCCAGAUGCCAGUGUUUUGACACCACAGUCAAAAGAGUGUAAGUGGUUUGUAUUACAAGUAUGAAAAUUUUAGAUUUUGGCAACUUUGACAUAGAAAAAAAGCAUUACUUUUAUUUCACAUCCCAUUUUAAUUGUCUUAGAUAUAUUUCUGAAACUGUCUAGGAAAGAUUUGAGAGAAUUUGUUUUAAUUUAUAAUAGUUUCUUUAAUAUAGCAACUCAUACCAUUUCCAAUGUAUUUUGAGGCUAUUCCUACAUACUAUUUGAGGCUAUUCCUACAUACUAUUCAAGGCUUGUUAAGAACUGAUAUAUAAUAUAUCUGGGAGAUCAGGCUGUGGAAAGGUAUACUUCAGUUUCAGUUCUAAUUAUUUAUUUAUUGACUCAUUUUCCAAUGUUUAAGAUAACACACAAAUAACAAAACUGAAACAUCUAAAGAUAAAAUUUUAAAAUCCCACUUAAAAACAACAUAACACGAGCUAUUAAAUUUAGUAAACAAAUGAAGCAGUAAGAUUGGCAGUACAUAAGUUUGGUCUUCUAUUAGACAAAACAUUUGACUGGCCAUGAAAAGCUUUCCUAUCCUGUGUGACAUUACUUCUUGCAUUAAUGGGAUUGUGAAUGGGAUAUCUUGACUAUUUUGAAAUUGUGACAAGCUGUAUAUUUCCAUGGGUUCACUAUGGUAAUUAUUCUAAAUGUUACAGUGCUAAAUAUGCUACAUUUCACUUUUUUUAAAAAAAUCACCUUGUUCAAGAACAAAUAAUUUAGUUUAGAAAAAAAAAUAAAACAAUGCAAGGAAAUAAAAGGAAUGUUCAGCAGUUAUUUUUUUUU